AUGGCGGAGCACAUACCCGAAGACAUGAUGGUUAAAAUCCUGCAGCGGUUGCCGAUCAAAUCCUUAAUCCGCUUCACCUGCGUUUCGAAGCGGUGGCGUUUCAUCAUAUUGUCCGACCACCAAUUCGCCAAAUCCCAGUUCCAAAUAACUUCUGAACAGACUCGAACCAGACUCCUCCUCUCCACCGCCUCUCAAUCUGAAUACGAAUCCCUAGACAUGGAGAGUUUUUCAGUUACAAAGCUGACCUGCCCAUUCAAGCAACCCGACGACGUCGUCCGCAUACUCUCCUCCUGCAAUGGUCUGCGUCUACGUUAUUUUGGUUUUGGACAUUUGUCGGCCACUGACGACUACAAAGUUAUUGCCAAAAUCGAGAAGAAACAGCAGGCCGAGAUAUUCUCAUCGAGAGCGAACACUUGGAAAACGAUCCAAGUCCCUUCCGAUGUGGAGCCCUUCAGCGAGGGGUUUCUUUUCAAUGAGGCACUUCAUUGGAUCAGUAUUAAGAACUUUCCUAAUUAUAGCAUUGAUGUCGUUGCUUUCGAUUUGGCAAAGGAAGAGUUCCGAAAAAUUCCUCUGCCUACUACUCUUAAAAAUGCAGCGGCGCUUUCUUCUUUUAGAGGAUGCUUGUGUGUCUUUGAUUAUGCGUACAACACUGCUGGCUCUAUUUAUUUGUGGGUCAUGAGAGAAUAUAACAUGGCUGACGCGUGGACUAAGCUCUUCAACAUAAAGAUUCCCAUUCCGCCUGAGAAUGCAGUUCAUAUUUUGAGGCCAAUCUUGGUUACAGAAACUAGUACAUUUCUGCGAUUAGACAUGAUGAUUAAUGCGGCGAUAGAAUCAAAGUUGGUAAGGAGUGUUCAUCACCAGGAAGAGAAGCUUGAGACAUAUAUGGUUAGUAGUGGCGGAUUACGUAUCAGGGACAUGAUUAUAUUUAAAGAGAGUCUACUUUGGCUUUACUAA
Molecule: messenger RNA, 954 nt
Organism: Rosa chinensis
Lineage: Eukaryota; Viridiplantae; Streptophyta; Magnoliopsida; Rosales; Rosaceae
Product: F-box/kelch-repeat protein At3g23880
Exons: 2
Coding region: 1-954 (317 amino acids)
Molecular function (GO): protein binding
Source: RefSeq, a predicted model, not a curated record